AUGCGCGGCAAUCUGGACAGCAUCCGGGGCUCCGUCAAGAAGCAACCAGCUGCCAUGCAUGGACAUUUCCACCCUCAAGAUACAGUAAAGAAGUAUGGCGAGUUCGAUGAGGAAUCCCUUGUGCGACGAGCUCACUCGCUGUUCUACAUAUGCAAGCGUGCCAUAGUUGAUUAUCCUGUGAUGGGAGAUGAUGAACAUGGCCAAGACAGCACCGAGAUGAUAGUCGAGGUCAGCUUAUGGCAAUUGAUGGAGACUGAGCUCUCCCUCAUGUAUGACAUGCUAUACACCAAGGCGGCUGUCAUCCACACCUGCUUCGGCUACUUGGUACGCCUCAUCUCGCCAUUCGCCAUUGUCGCCUCACUGCUACUUUUCAUCUUCAUUGACAAGGAGGCGCACCGUAGAGUUGAUGUUAAUAUCACCUACAUAUUGUAUGGUGGUGCCUUGUUCAUGGAGAUGACAUCGCUGCUGAACGCCCUAGGCUCCUCCUGGACAUUUGCCUUCGUGAGCACCACAAGAUGGGACUGGCUUCGAUACGCAGCACUGUGCAAUAAAAGAUGGGACCGGCUUAGGCGUCUGGUUGCAUAUCUUCACCAUCUUGUCAGGGUAGGAGGAGGUAGCCGGUACAGAUCAAGGAGGUGGUCACAUACCAUGGGUCAGUACAACAUGCUGCACUAUUGCACCGGUUCUAACAGUGCACGCACUAGGCCUCUGCUUGGCAGUUUGGCCAAGAUAGCGGGAUCAGGACUAAAUGAGCUAUGGAACAGAGAGCAUUACUCAUGGGAAGCUGACAUGCCGGGCCAUCUCAAGGAUCGUAUCUUUGAAUAUAUGCAACAUAUACACGAUGAGGAUUUUGUGAACUCACUGGGCAUGCUCAAGAAUAAGUGGGGUGAGGAAACACUGCAUAGCAGGGGGUUGUUCAACUCUCGUCUCACAAAUUCCCUCGGCGUUGAGUUCCAGGAGUGCAUAAUCAUCUGGCACAUCGCCACCGAAGUUUUCCUCGCCAAGAGCGAGCAAGCCAAAGAAAAGAAGACACGGGAUGAUGUGAAGGCGGUCAAGGUGAUAUCCAACUACAUGAUGUUCCUUCUCGUGGAGCAGCCGGACAUGCUGCCAGGCCUCCCCCAAAACAGGUUGUACCAACUAACCUGUGAAAGUCUGGUCAAGACUUGGGGAUCAACUGAUAGGCGUCAAGACAUGAACCUGUGUGCUUCGCUCAAGAAUCUGUUCCGUCUGCAUGAUGACCCCAAGUCUGAUUUAAGGGUCAGUGACAGAGAGGAGCUUGCAAAAGAAAUAUACAAGUAUGAGGGUAAAGGCUUCACCUACGAGGCUCCUCGUCUCUCCUAUGUAACUGACCUUGCAAAGGAACUGCUAGCAAUGGAAAAAGAUGACAAGGUUAAAUCCGUACCGGAACUUGUCCUUAAGGUGUGGACGGAUAUUCUUGUCUACGCUGGUAACAAGUGCAGCAGGAGGUUCCAUGCCGAGAAGCUCAACAGUGGCGGUGAGUUGACAACCAUCCUGUGGCUUAUGGCAGAACACUUCUACCAAGUUUAUGCGACGGAACUGAUCAAAAGUAACAAAAUGGAAAAAUGA
Triticum turgidum subsp. durum (durum wheat) is the source of this 1587-nucleotide messenger RNA. The record is from the annotation of a GenBank genome assembly. Lineage: Eukaryota; Viridiplantae; Streptophyta; Magnoliopsida; Poales; Poaceae.